Colletes gigas is the source of this 1129-nucleotide messenger RNA. Its product is annotated as sulfotransferase family cytosolic 1B member 1-like. Gene Ontology annotation, molecular function: sulfotransferase activity. Bases 1 to 1041 code for a protein of 346 amino acids. NCBI's taxonomy places the organism in Eukaryota, Metazoa, Arthropoda, Insecta, Hymenoptera, Colletidae. Gene Ontology annotation, cellular component: cytoplasm. The transcript has 6 exons. Gene Ontology annotation, biological process: sulfation. The record is from RefSeq and is a predicted model, not a curated record.
AUGGCUCUCGAACCGCCAAAAUAUGAAAUUUUGGAUGAGGAAACUACCAACGAGAUGCUAAAAGUAUUUGAAGGUGAAAGAGACGGCUGGGUGCUUGUAGGGCCCAAAAAGUGGCUCUUUCCGUUUAGGUACACGAAACAGGGUAAAGGAUUCUACAACUUCAAGGCAAGGCCUGAUGACACAUGGGUUCUGUCUCAUCCAAGAUCUGGUACAACAUGGACCCUGGAACUGGUUUGGCUGCUGUCGAAUAAUUUAAAUUUCGAAAGAGCAAGAAAGGAAUUCCUUGCAGAACGAUUUUCGUUUCUUGAGUUCAGUAUGUUCAAUCAUCCGGAAGUAACGCGUGAAUUUGUGGAAAUGAAUAAGGGCGAUAAAGGAAAAGAAGAAUUUUGUAGAGGUCUUAGCGUUCCAGGAUAUGAGGUUGUAGAGAAAUUGCCAUCGCCUAGAUUUAUCAAAUCGCACUUUCCGUUUAGCUUGUUACCUGGGAUUCUGGACACUGGCUGUAAGAUUGUAUACGUCGCGCGAAAUCCUAAAGAUGUCGGUGUUUCUUGGUACCAUUUAAAUAGAGCGAUCAAAACUCAAGGGUACGUGGGUGAUUUUGCGACGUUCUGGAACUUCUUUCAAAAUAAUCUUACGCCAUGGAGUCCUUACUGGGAACAUUUAAAAGAAGCGUGGGCGUAUAAGGAUCAUCCAAAUCUUUUGUUUAUGUUUUAUGAAGAAAUGCAACACGACUUCCCUGAAGCCAUUAAGAAAGUUUCGAAAUUUCUUGGAAAAACCUACACCGAUGAACAAAUGAAGGAAGUAUCAGAUUAUUUACAUAUCAAAAACUUUCGGGAUAAUCCAAUGGUGAAUAUGAGCGAAUUGAAGGAAUGCGGUAUUUUAACGUCAGGAACAUUUGUUAGGAAGGGGAACAGUGGUGGUUGGAGGGAUAUGUUUACAGCAGAUCUUGACGCUAAAGCAAACAUAUGGAUAGAAGAAAAUCUUAAAGGAACUGAUCUUGCAUUUCCAUAUUUUAACAAUAAUAUUGACAAUAAUAGUAAUUGAUAUUACAAGUAUCUCUUUAUUACAACAAAUGAAAAGAUCAUGUUUCGAAGUAAAUAAUAUUUUAUUGUAAUAUAUUCUAUACAAAAAU